CACAUGCUCGGUGCCGAUCCAGAAUUAGAUUUCCUCUGAUUUCCUCCAGGCUCCGCGUCAGUCGUUCGUCUGUGCUGACACCGUUGCGACAAAAAAUAAUCCCCCUACACACCGUACCAUGCCAUGCCACGCCCACUGUUCGGCGUCUGCAGCUGAAGAUCUAAAGACGCUGAUCUUGAAAUCUGAUGUUUCCCCACUGCAAUCAUCCAAGUCACCAGAAGCCAGUUUGUCCGUCCACACACCUCCACACGUUUGCCUUUCUGUUUCCCCCCACAACGACCAACCGGCUUUGUACUUUACUUCGCGACCAGAGUAAAGUCGAAGCGUGGCCGCGUAGACAGAGCUCCUCCUAUUAGCUGCUGUUUGUCUCAGCUGCCUAAAUAUACAAUACCAUCUGCGAUACCUACGGCCCCCUCUCCCCUCCGCGCACCCCAAGUAUGACGGUGCUGGAGGCUGAGACCCUUUCGGUUCCGACAUCGACGACGCUGGACAUCUCCCGCUCCACCUCUCCUGUCGCCAACCGUCAACCGUCGCGUUCGCCGCACCCCUACCGCCGUCGACAGGAGUCCAAAAGACCUGCGCUUCAACACCACUCCUACCCCCCGACUCCAGCGCUAUUGUCGUCUCCCGAGUCCUCGAAGCCUGGAACCCCCCAGAAAUCUAGCUAUUCCGAGUCCGGCACGGAGGCCGACGAUGAAUUGACGCGAAGACUCCCGGCGCCCCCAGCGCUAAGGCGCAUCUCCUCCGAGGAUGAGGUUUGGAACCGUGACGGCAGCGGGUUAAGGGGGAGGGGACGACAACGCAAUGGGGCUCCGUCGAAAGCGGAAAGGCCAAAGAAGAGAGCGGGUAUCGCCUUCAUCAGAAGGGCUAUCGAGGUUGCGCUGUCGCUGGUGCUGGUUGUUGUCGCUCUGUUGGGACAGGAAAAUAGAGCUUGGCGGGAGAUGCUGCUCCGAAAGAAAGAGGUCAUAUGUUGGUUGAUUCCAUAUCUAGGCUUGGUCGCCGCGUAUCCCUUCCGGGUGCUGCUACGUGACGGCACCGUGCAGCUUCCGCGCUCACUUGAUCCUUCGCCGUUGCUAUAUCCAUCGCUAUUUCCUGUCCUCAUCGCGCUGUCCCUCACACCGGUAGGAGCAGGCAUUUCGAAUCCGUUCCUGCUGGUUAACCUGGUCCUAUCGAUCUCCAACCUACCACCUAUACUGGCGUCUUCAUGGAACCUGCAGUGGCUUUUGUCGCUGUUACCACUACUGCCGUCCCAGUGGGAUCAGGGCCAAAUACCAAUCAACGACACGCUCUCCCUCAUCACACCCAUUAAUAUAACUUUAACUUCUGCUCUGACGAGCAUCCUACAUCCAUCCUUGACUUCGAGCGAGCUGCGUCUGCUCUCGUCGGCGCUGAUCAACCUUCUCUUCCAUGCGUCAUCUCCGCAAGCUGUCAUCCUUAGGGCUCUGGUAUGGGGCGGUGGUGUGGCUGUUUUUCUUCUAUGCGAAGACGUCAUCUCAUGGAAUGUUAUGCUCGCCCGUGUUCCCAUCCACCGCUUUCGGCGUGCCGGAUACGCCAUCAUUGGGGCCAGUCGGCUGCGCAGGUUGGCAGGACUGGAGAAAGGCAUUUGGUCUACGUACACUCAAGCAAGCGACAGCGAGGCGGAGAUCACCACGCCCAUCAGGCGGCAGGCCAAGCCCAGAAAGGGAUCAUAUUUUGCUACGCUCACCAAGGAACAAGCCAGGGUGCGCCGGCUGGGAUAUACUGCAUGUGUAUACAGCAUUGUGCUGGGAAGUGUUUUCUUUGCGUUGAGGCCUUACAUCAGGGAUCAUGCCCUUGACGGUAUGGACCCAUUUGUAUGGGCUCCUGGCUACGUGUUCUGCGGUCAGAGCUGGUAUCAGCGACUCGUGGACCGGUUCAGUCCCGGAUCUGGAUAUUGCGUAACGGCUGGGUCCACGGCAGCGGCAAAUUUGCGACUAGGCAUCGUCGGCUUCUGGGCUGUCAUCCUCACCAUCGGACUCACCGUGGUGACGACAUUUGCACACAAGCUGGAGGUUGAUACCCGCCGCAAGAUAUUCCACGGCAUGGUGGUGCCCAUGUUUCUGAUCCCUGGGCUGCUCGACCCACCGUUCACCCACCUCUGCCUCAGCAUUGCCGUAGCCCUGUUCCUACUCGUUGACCUAAUCCGUGCCGGCCAACUUCCCCCCGCUAGUCAAUACAUCGCCCGGUUCCUGCAACCAUACGUUGACGGCCGCGACCUCAAGGGCCCCAUGGUCAUCUCGCAUGUGUUCCUCCUCGUCGGCGCCGGCAUGGGCUGGUGGCUGACCCUCGCCUCACGCUGCCAGAGCGGCUGGGACUGGGAAGAGCCCGCAUCCCUCACGUUUUCCACCGGCGUUGCGUGCGUUGGCCUCGGCGACGCGGCGGCAUCCCUCAUCGGCCGCCGGUUCGGCCGCCACAAGUGGGGCUGGAAAGGCGGGAAGAGCGUGGAGGGCAGCCUGGCAUUCACGGUAGCGGUGGUUUCCGGGCUGGUCGUGGCGAGACUGUGGAUCGUCGGCACUGACAUGGGGGACUGGGGGGUAAUGGUCUGGGCGAAACUGCUGUUUGCGGGCGCGUGGGGGAGUAUGCUCGAGGCUACGGCGACGGGCGUUAAUGAUAAUGUGGUGGUGCCCGUCGGUGUGUGGGUCAUUGUCCGUGGGUUAGGACUAUGAUACCUAGAUGUACUUUGUAGUUAUAGAUAGACUUUUUUUCUACUUUUUUCCUUUCUUUCUUUUCUCCGGGGUAUUAUACAUCUCCAACUCUAAUAUUUUCAUCGGAAUGGUAUGGUUUUCUCUCUUUCUUUGAUUACGGGGCGUUGGGAAAUGUAAGGAGUUCAUUCUAGACCUGGAAAUAAGAGCUGCUUUUCGUUCGUUGGUCUA
Messenger RNA from Tricharina praecox, 2891 nucleotides. RefSeq lists its product as uncharacterized. Gene Ontology annotation, cellular component: endoplasmic reticulum membrane. Gene Ontology annotation, molecular function: dolichol kinase activity. The transcript is spliced from 2 exons. The coding region runs from base 438 to 2684 and encodes 748 amino acids. The record is from RefSeq and is a predicted model, not a curated record. NCBI's taxonomy places the organism in Eukaryota, Fungi, Ascomycota, Pezizomycetes, Pezizales, Pyronemataceae. Gene Ontology annotation, biological process: dolichyl monophosphate biosynthetic process.